AUGAAUGUGAUAUUGAGCAUAGACCAAAGCACCCAAUCCACGAAGCUGAUUUUCUUCGAUGAAGAAUUGAAUGUGUUGCUUAUAAAUAGUCUGAACCAUGAACAAAAAUGUUUCAAACCCGGGUGGUACGAACAUGACCCAGUUGAAAUAAUUAAUAAUUUGUAUACCCUGAUGAAUGAUGGUUUGAAGGCUCUUAAGGAAAAGUACAAAGAGGUAGUAGUAAAAUGUAUAGGAAUUACAAACCAGAGGGAGACGGUGAUCAUAUGGGAUAAACGUACAGGCAAGCCUUUGUACAAUGCCAUUGUGUGGUUGGACACGAGAGUAGAAGAUAUGGUUGCUGAAUUUUCAAAAAAGUAUAAUAAUGAUUAUUUUCAGCAGAAGACAGGAACCUAUUUUAAUACUUAUUUUAGUGCGUUCAAAAUUUUAUGGCUAAUUCAGAACAACACAGAGAUUAAGAAGAAGGUGGAUGAUGGAUCUGCCAUCAUAGGUAACAUAAAUACAUGGCUGAUAUACAAUUUAACAAAUGGAAAUAGCUACACAGAUGUGACAAAUGCAUCUAGGACCCUGUUGAUGAACAUCAACACAUUAGAGUGGGAUGAAGAAUUGUGCAAAAUGUUUGGCAUUACAAAUAUGUCCGUUCUUCCAGAAAUUAAAUGUAACAGUUUCAAUUUUGGCGAGGUCGUAUGUGAGCAAGUACCUGAAUAUGCGGGUGUGCCAAUUACAGGGUGUAUUGGGGACCAACAGAGUGCAUGUAUAGGACAGGCUAUUUUUGAUGAAGGAGAAGCUAAGUGUACUUAUGGUACUGGUGUUUUUUUACUUAUAAAUACAGGAUACAACGUGGUGUAUUCUUCUUGUGGUUUAAUUACAACGGUGUGUUACAAAUUUAAUGAAAAUGAUCAGGCGAAAUAUGCUUUGGAGGGUUCUAUAGGUACGGCUGGUUCAGGUGUAUCCUGGUUGAUGAAGAAUAAUUUAAUUUCGCAUCCUAGUGAAGCUAGCUAUAUUAUGGAAAACUGUGAAGACACAGGAGGGGUGGUGUUCGUACCAGCGUUUAGUGGUUUGUAUGCCCCUAGGUGGAGAUCAGAUGCCAGGGCAUGUAUAACGGGUAUGACAUUCAAUACGGAGAGGAAACACAUUGUUCGAUCUCUUCUAGAAGGAAUCGUUUUUCAGCUGAACGAAAUUGUGUACUCGCUCAUCUCAGAUAUGGGCAUAGAAAUGCUCCACGUGUUACGGUGUGAUGGAGGAAUGACAAAGAAUAAAGCAUUCAUGCAGUUCAACUCGGAUAUUAUAAACACAAAAAUCGAAGUGUCAAAGUAUGCAGAAGUAACUGCACUGGGGGCUGCUGUGCUGGCUGGUCUGGGGGUCAAAAUAUGGAAGGAUUUAGAUUCUGUUAAAAGUUUAAUACGGAAUAGCGAUUCUACUUUUAAUUCUAAAAUGGAUGAAAAAAAUAGAAAGCAGAAAAUUUCCGAGUGGGCAAAGGCAGUCGAAAGGUCACUUGUGCAGAUGUAG
Messenger RNA from Plasmodium fragile, 1506 nucleotides. RefSeq names its product glycerol kinase. The transcript has a single exon. Gene Ontology annotation, biological process: triglyceride metabolic process; glycerol-3-phosphate biosynthetic process; glycerol metabolic process. Bases 1 to 1506 code for a protein of 501 amino acids. Gene Ontology annotation, cellular component: mitochondrion. Lineage: Eukaryota; Apicomplexa; Aconoidasida; Haemosporida; Plasmodiidae. The record is from RefSeq and is a predicted model, not a curated record. Gene Ontology annotation, molecular function: glycerol kinase activity.